UCUACAAGUUGAGGAGGACAAAGUAAACCAUCUGAUCAAAACCAACGGUAAACUACAAGCACAGAGAGAAGAGUUUGAGUACAACUUUGAGCAGGAGCAACAGCUGCGGACGGAACUAGAAAGGGGAAGACGGAAGCUUGAAGGAGACCUCAAAAUGACCAUUGACAGCCUGAAUGAAAUGGAGAAACUGAAGGUUGACCUGGAAGAAGUCAUCAAGAAGAAGGAGCUGGAGAUAAACACAGUGAGCACUAAACUGGAAGAUGAACAAUCGCUAACUGCUACUCUUCAAAGGAAGAUCAAGGAAUACCAGACCCGUGUUGAGGAGCUGGAAGAGGAGCUAGAGGCCGAACGAACCAUGAGAGCUAAGGUUGAGAAACAACGAGCUGAUCUUACCAGAGAACUAGAGGAUCUGACUGAUAAACUGGAGGAAGCAGGCGGAGCAACCGCAUCCCAGAUCGAGAUGAAUAAGAAGAGGGAGUCAGAGCUGCUGCGACUGAGGCGUGAGCUGGAGGAGGCCACCUUACAGUCGGAGUCCACGGCUGCAGCCCUUCGCAAGAAGCACGGGGAUACCGUGGUGGAAAUAACCGAGCAGUAUGAAAACCUGCAGAGGAUACGGUUGAAAACGGAGAAGGAAAAGCAAAGCAUGAAACUGGAAUUAGAUAACAUGACCCUCACCAUCGACAGCCUCCAAAAAGCCAAGGUGGGCAAUGAUGCCCAGAUCCGCAAGCUGGAAGACAUGCUGUCAGAAGCCACUUCCAGGAAUGAAGAGAUGCAGCGGUCGCUCACCGAGCAGAGCCUUGGCAAAACAAGACUAACAGCUGAAAAUAAUGACUUGAAUUGCCAACUGGAAGAAGCAGAGAGUAAAAUAGGUCAACUUAGCAGGUCAAAGAUCAUUCUGACAUCACAAGUUGAAGACUUGAAAAAGCAGAUUGAUGAAGAAUCAAAGUUGAAGAGCACAAUGGCUCUAAGUCUCUCAAGUGCCAAGCAUGACAAUGAACUGCUAAAGGAGCAAGUCGAGGAGGAGCAGGAGAGUAAAUCUGAACUGCAGAGAGUCAUUUCCAAACUAAACAGUGAGGUCACCCACUGGCGGACACGCUAUGAAACUGAUGCUAUUCAGAGGACUGACGAGCUGGAAGAGUCCAAGAAGAAGCUGACUUCCCGUUUGCAAGAGGCCGAGGAAGCAGUGGAGGCAGCGCAGGCUAAAUGCUGCAGCUUGGAGAAGACCAAACAGCGGCUGCAAGUAGAGGUGGAGGAGUUGGGAAUCGACCUGGAGAAGGCUAAUGCAGCAGGGGCAACCUUGGACAAGAAGCAGAGAAUGAUUGAUAAGCAGAUCUCAGACUGGCGUCAGAAGUGUGAGGAGAUCCAGACGGAACUGGAAUCCUCACAGAAAGAGUGCCGCCAGUACGCCACCGAACUCUUCAAACUGAAGACAUCCUACGAAGAGCUGAUUGAGCAAAUGGACUCGCUUAAGCGGGAGAACAAAACACUCCAAGAGGAGAUUACUGAUUUGACAGACCAGCUGGGGGAGGGUGGGAAGAGCGUCCACGAGCUGCAGAAAUCCAAGAAGAAGCUGGAGAUGGAGAAAGAAGAGCUGCAGGCAACUCUCGAGGAGUCGGAGGCCGCACUGGAGGCUGAAGAGAGUAAGGUGGUUCGAUUGCAGCUCGAGCUGACCCAAGUGAAGGCGGAGAUUGACCGCAGAAUCCAAGAGAAGGAAGAAGAGUUUGAGGCAACACGGAAAAACCACCAGCGAACUCUGGACUCGUUGCAAGCCAGCCUUGAUGCUGAGGUGAAAGGUCGCGGGGAGGCGCUGAGAGUAAAGAAGAAGCUGGAGAGUGACCUGAAUGAGCUGGAGAUCCAACUGGACCAAGGGAACAAGAACAACAGUGAGCUGGUGAAGCUACUGAAGAAGAUGCAACAACAGACAAAGGACAUGCAGACUCAGUUGGAGGAUGACACCCGGCAACAUGAGGAGCUCCGAGAGCAGUACAGCCUGGUGGAGCGCCGCUGCAGCGUGCUGUCCACUGAGCUGGAAGAAACCCACAGUGCCCUGGACAUAACCGACCGCGCACGCAAAAUCCUGGAGCAAGAACUGAUGGAGAUGACUGAUAAAUACAACGAGAUUAACACACAGUUCCAAGGAGCUACUGUCCUCAAACGGAAGCUGGAAUCUGACCUGCAGCAGCUGACAGCUGAGCACGAGGAGUUGACGAGUGAAUUCAGAGGCGCGGACGAGAAGGCGAAGAAGGUGCUUUGUGAGGUUGUCAGAUUAGCUGAGGAGCUGCAUCAUGAACAGGAGCACGCCCUGCACCUGGAGAGGAUAAAGAAGGGCCUUGAGGCGCAGAUCAAGGACUUAAACGUGAAAUUGGAAGAGGCCGAGCAGUUGGCCCUGAAGGGAGGGAAGAAAAUCAUUCAGAAACUGGAAGGUCGGGUGAAAGAACUGGAGGCGGAGCUGGACGCAGAACAAAAGCGUCACGGGGAGACCGUGAAGACCCUGCGCAAGAACGAGCGUCGGCUGAAGGAGCUGGUGUUCCAGGCAGAGGAGGACCAGAAAAACCAGCACCGCAUGCAGGAGCUGGUCGAGAGGCUCCAGAACAAGUUAAAGGCCUACAAGAGGCAGGUGGAGGAAGCAGAGGAGCAGGCCAACAUGAACCUGGCCAAGUACCGAAAGACAGUUCAUGAGUUAGAUGAUGCGGAGGAGCGCGCCGACAUUGCUGAGGCAGCACUGACCAAAAUACGCACCAAGAACCGGGCCAGCUUUGGCAAAGGCUACUCCUCGGGUUACAAUUCCCCCUUUGCCACCUUAGUCAGAUCCCCUAGCUCAGCGGGGUCAGAAGGACGAGGCGAGAAGAUCCUGAAUGAUGAUGAUUCCACCUCUCUCAUUCCCACCUACCUGAAUUCGCUGAAGAAACUGAUUGUAGAAUGACACGUAGAAGAACAGGCCACAUCUCGUGCACUAACUGUUCCUGGGAAAAACCACAUGGAAAAAGGCAGCACUGGGGGGCGUCGUAAAACAAAAUGAUGUGGACAGCUUGAUGCCUUUGCUGCGUAUUGUAAAUGGACAUCCAGACUGACCACUAUAAGCAGAGUUCAAGAGGUUCU
This is a messenger RNA of Carcharodon carcharias (great white shark), 3099 nucleotides long. Its product is annotated as myosin-16. The record is from RefSeq and is a predicted model, not a curated record. Gene Ontology annotation, cellular component: myosin complex. The transcript is spliced from 21 exons. NCBI's taxonomy places the organism in Eukaryota, Metazoa, Chordata, Chondrichthyes, Lamniformes, Lamnidae. The coding region runs from base 155 to 2923 and encodes 922 amino acids.